Molecule: messenger RNA, 1710 nt
Organism: Coregonus clupeaformis (lake whitefish)
Lineage: Eukaryota; Metazoa; Chordata; Actinopteri; Salmoniformes; Salmonidae
Product: short stature homeobox protein-like
Exons: 6
Coding region: 161-1090 (309 amino acids)
Biological process (GO): regulation of transcription by RNA polymerase II
Cellular component (GO): nucleus
Molecular function (GO): DNA-binding transcription factor activity, RNA polymerase II-specific; sequence-specific double-stranded DNA binding
Source: RefSeq, a predicted model, not a curated record
UGGAGGCUGGGCUGAGGUGGCGGUGUAUAAAUAGUGUGCUCUCAAAAACACAGUCAUAACAGCAGGAGUGAUCUCACGACGGAGCGCCCGACGAGCAGACGGCUAAGGUUAUAUAGGUAAUUUUAAAGUGGAUUUCCGUGCUCAGGACCACUGAACGGCCAUGGAAGAACUUACGGCGUUCGUCUCGAAAUCUUUCGACCAGAAAACCAAGGAGAGCAGUAAGGAGAGUAUCACGUAUAGGGAAGUUUUGGAGAGUGGCUUGGCGCGGGCGAGGGAGCUAGGGAACUCGGAGACAAGUCUACAGGACAUAACGGAAGGCAGCAACCACUGUCAAGUACAUCUAUUCAAGGAGCACGUAGAGCUAGAGAAAGAAAAACUCAAGGAGUUUCAUGUUUCAAGGGCCACAGAAGGGAUAUAUGAGUGUAAAGAGAAGAAGGAGGACGUGAAGUCUGAGGACGAAGACGCGCAGAGCAAACUGAAGCAGCGGCGGAGCAGGACAAACUUUACCCUGGAACAGCUCAACGAGCUGGAGCGCCUGUUCGACGAGACGCACUACCCCGAUGCCUUCAUGCGGGAAGAGCUGAGCCAGAGGCUGGGACUGUCAGAGGCGAGAGUGCAGGUUUGGUUUCAAAACAGAAGAGCAAAAUGUCGAAAACAAGAAAACCAGAUGCAUAAAGACACUCCUUCCUACUUUCCAGGUGUCAUUAUGGGCACUGCCAGUCAUCUGGAUGCCUGCAGAGUAGCGCCAUACGUCAACAUGGGAGCUCUACGGAUGCCUUUUCAACAGGUCCAGGCCCAGCUCCAGUUGGAGGGCGUGGCUCACUCCCACCAUCACCUGCACCAUCACCUGGCAGCGCACGCACCCUACCUGAUGUUCCCGCCCCCACCCUUCGGACUUCCAAUCGCCUCGCUCGCGGACUCAGCCUCUGCUGCGGCGGCCGUGGCAGCGGCUGCCAAGAGCAACAGCAAGAACUCUAGCAUCGCCGAUCUCCGACUCAAGGCAGGACUUCUGCGGGGCCAGUGGCUCAGUCCACUCCAGGCACACAUCACAAGUCCAGGACCAUACAAACACAUGUGGAUGUCUGUCUGAGCCGAGGGACAGGGCCAGGGCCAGGACAGGCUAAACCAGGCCAGACCAGAACGGGAGACUUUAGAACAAAGCAAACUGGCAAAGCAAGCAAGCAGUGCUAAAUACUAGAGCCUCACUGAAUCCGAUGCCGUCACGUUGACUUUACAGACUGUUGCAUGUGUGAGAAAAGACACUGACACCACAAGGCAUCGGACCCGCUCUAAACUUUACACACAAAACAGACAAACUAAAAACUAAAAAAGAGAAAAGAAAUGGCCAUAAUCGUUGUGUGACCACUGUGUUGUUUCCUGCCGCUGCCCAGUGCAUGAGUUCUAUUGGAGGACUGCAGGCCUAUCAUGGAGCCUGGCCUUUAUGUUGUAUCUGAGCUAACGCCCCAACUCUGUUGUAUCACUGCCAUUCAAACCGCUCUCUAUACCCUCAUCCACAAGGUCAAUGGUCAUUUGGGUUUGAUUUCCUUUACGCUGUUGACUGACAGGAAGAAGCGAUUAGAAUCCCUUAUUUUUCUGCUUUCGGAGGAUGAAGAGUGUAAAUAUGAGUCCGAAAUACGUUUUUUAGCUUUUCUCCUCACAUUGUUCUCUCUCUCUAGCUUUCUUUCUUUCUUUCUUUCUUUCUUUCUUUCU